GUCAAAAAGUAUAAUUGUCAAAGUCAGGCUUGCCUAUUAGGCAAGCAAAAUUCGAUAUCUUUAAGAAAAAUAUCACCUAAAUUACAAUAAAUAUAAACCUACGUAUAUUACAUUACUUUUUUAAAUUUCAAUUGAACUCUAAUAUUGUUCAAAAUUACGCAAUGAUUUAUAGUAAAACACUAAAUAGAUUAAAUAAAUAUGGUUGGGGAUCUUACAUGCGGUCAUUUAGUGCGAUAAGUUGUAAUUGCGAACUCAAACAGAAUAAACCAAUAUUAUUAAAAAAUGAUUUGAUUAAUAUUAAUAAUAGAAGACAUAUAUCUUACGAAGGUAUUGUAGAAUGGCAGCAACAGACGUACACUAGCAUAUCGAAUAGCUAUUUCGUUAAUUUAAUGCAAAAUGGACUACUAUACUUUCAUGAUUUAUCAGGCCUAUCCUGGUGGGCUACUGUUAUCACUUCGACUAUCCUAAUAAGAGGUUUAAUGACUUUACCACUAACAAUAUAUCAAAACAAUAUACUUGCCAAAGUUGAAAAUAUUAGCUUGGAGUUAAAAGAUUUAAUAGAUGAAUUGAAGAGAGAGACAGCAAUGGCAAAGAAGGCAUAUAACCUGACUGAUAAACAAGCAAUGGUAUUAUACAAAAGAUCUCUAAAGAAACAAUGGUAUAAACUUAUUGUACGGGAGAAUUGUCAUCCAUUUAAGUCAACUUUGGUGGUUUGGUUACAAAUUCCAAUAUGGAUUUGCAUGUCAUUUGCUCUUCGAAACUUGGUUUAUAUGCAAUCAGGUGAUCCUGCAGCUUUAGUGACUUUUAUGCAACUGUCAACUGGUGGAGUUGGUUGGUUUCCUAAUUUGACAGAGCCAGACCAUUCUUUUAUAUUACCAGUGGCAUUUGGACUAACCAAUAUAGCAAUAAUAGAAAUACAAAGAAUGUCAAAGCUUCGACAACCUUCUAAAGUGUAUAAUGCUUUCACAAAUGUAUUUAGGAUAUUUUCUGUUGUUAUGAUACCUGUUGCAGCCAGUGUGCCUUCAUGUAUGUGUCUUUAUUGGAUGACAUCAAGUGGAUUUGGACUUAUCCAGAACUUAUGUCUUCUCUCACCAACAGUGAGGAGAAGAUUAAGAAUACCAGAGGCUCCAAGUGAACUUGAAGACCCGUACAAUCAUAUGAAGAAAGAAAUAAAACAUGCUCUUGAGAAAAUUAUACCAAAGAAAUCAUAGUAAAUAAUGUUUUAAAACUA
Messenger RNA from Galleria mellonella (greater wax moth), 1231 nucleotides. Its product is annotated as cytochrome c oxidase assembly protein COX18, mitochondrial. Gene Ontology annotation, biological process: mitochondrial respiratory chain complex IV assembly; protein insertion into mitochondrial inner membrane from matrix. The coding region runs from base 162 to 1211 and encodes 349 amino acids. Gene Ontology annotation, cellular component: mitochondrial inner membrane. The transcript has a single exon. Lineage: Eukaryota; Metazoa; Arthropoda; Insecta; Lepidoptera; Pyralidae. Gene Ontology annotation, molecular function: membrane insertase activity. The record is from RefSeq and is a predicted model, not a curated record.